AGAGAUCUGAUCAAAGGCCCAAUAGAACUGAAAAUUGCCUCCAAAAUCCAAAUCAUCGGAGCUCUGCCUUUUUCUAUUUCUAUAGGUUGUUUGUUCUUCUUUCUUACUCCCCUGUCUGAUAUUUUCUUUCUUUGGUUUUCUUUUUUCAACAGCCUUCUCUUCUAUUUUCAUUCUCUUUCCUCUAAUGGCUUACACUACUGCUUUAACCUCGCACCUUGCUGUUUGUCACCGACUCAGUGACCCCAGACCACGCUUUUCUUUCUGUGAAGCAGACUUGUGUAAAGGUCGUCCGUUGGUUCUAUCUUGGCCUACUACUAAGACUGGGAAGAGAACAAGAUCUCUUCGUCUUAAUGGCUUACAUGGUGAGAAGAAGGAUGACAAUGAGAACAGUGAUGAUAGAACUUCGAAGAUAGAGACGAUUCUCGGCGGUAUGAAUAAGCUAUUCGAAACUGUUAAGAAAGCCCAAAUGGUGGUACAAAUUGAGGCAGUGAGUGUAAAGAAAGAGCUUGAUGUGGCAGAGUUUGAUGGUUAUUGUGAAGAUGAGCUUGUAAAGGCAACAAUCACCGGUAACCAGGAACCAGUGCGCGUUGAGAUAACUGAGGCUGCCGUGGCACUUGGGCCAGAAAAACUCUCUCUUUUGGUUACUGAAGCAUACAAGAAUGCCCACCAGAAGAGCGUUCAGGCCACGAAGGACAGAAUGAACAAUCUUGCCCAAGGUUUGGGAAUGCCACCACAAUUCCUCAAUGAGGAGGAGCAACAGUGAUAACCGAUACUUAUCUGUUUGUUUUGGUUUAGUUCGUAUCUGAUUUUAAUUGUCUAGCUUAAGUGGUAAAUCUGUUGAUUGUUUCUGUAUAGCCUUGGGGUCAUGCUUGUCUUUGAGUUUUCUCUCAAAUGCUGGUAAUUGGUGUAAUGAUUUUCUUUUGGAACCUUAUAAGGUCAUAUUUGAUUUAGAAGAAUAGAAUUAAAGUGUAAAGAGUACUUGACAAGAAAAUCAAUCUCCAACGGAAAUUAAUGCUAAAGUAAAUAAGAACAAAGAAUAAUUAGUUGAUUUGCCUCCUAACAUUUGUUAUUGGUAUGAUUUGAUCUCUAACUUUUGAUUUA
Molecule: messenger RNA, 1101 nt
Organism: Cannabis sativa
Lineage: Eukaryota; Viridiplantae; Streptophyta; Magnoliopsida; Rosales; Cannabaceae
Product: nucleoid-associated protein At4g30620, chloroplastic-like
Exons: 7
Coding region: 185-763 (192 amino acids)
Molecular function (GO): DNA binding
Source: RefSeq, a predicted model, not a curated record